UUGCAGCGAUCGAAUUUACUCUACGAUCGGUGUACAAGACCGACAGUGCUUCCCCUGAGAUUAUUAGUUCCACUUACUUAUUUUCCCUCGAAUUCACCUAGAAGGAAUUUGUUGGCCUGCAAACGGCGAGAGCCUAUAAAACUAAAUCGCGAAGUGCUUGGUUUUGCUGUGAAUCGACUACAAUAUGCAUUGUUAGCGGAAGCAUGGCGUUUGGUAGGCGAAGAUAUCCUAUCACCGGAAGAUGUUGACAAGGUCAUGAGCGCUGGACUCGGACCACGAUAUGCGAUCCAUGGACCAUUGCAGACUGUUCAUCUCAACGCAAAUGCGACCGUUCUUUCUGUAACCCCAUCACUUCCAGGCAUCCGCGACUACUUCGUCAGGUAUGGUGAUGGUAUUCGACGAGUCAUGGCAGACAUG
Messenger RNA from Cylicostephanus goldi, 417 nucleotides. NCBI's taxonomy places the organism in Eukaryota, Metazoa, Nematoda, Chromadorea, Rhabditida, Strongylidae. The record is from the annotation of a GenBank genome assembly.